Erythranthe guttata (spotted monkey flower) is the source of this 1721-nucleotide messenger RNA. Its product is annotated as protein TAPETUM DETERMINANT 1. Lineage: Eukaryota; Viridiplantae; Streptophyta; Magnoliopsida; Lamiales; Phrymaceae. The record is from RefSeq and is a predicted model, not a curated record. Gene Ontology annotation, biological process: cell fate determination.
CUAAAAUUCCAAACCUCCGAAAAAUCAAAGGUAAAAAAAAAAAAAAAGACGAAGAGAUCUCAGAAUACAUAUCGCUGUUUUGAUGCUGCGCCUCUCCUUUUUUGUCUGCUUCCAUUUUGCUUUCAAUGCUCUGUCCCCAUGUUUAUAUGUAUAUAUGUUGGACUGUGUAAUAUACCAUCACAUACAGAUUGAAUUAAUUUUGGAAUUUUUUGCUGUUUUGUCAUUGGUUUCUGAUCGAUACUUUUUUCUCGUUUCUGAUUCUGCAAAUUCUGUAUUUCUCUUUUGUGUUUUUUCGGUGUGUGUGUGUGUGUGGGGUUUGCAAUUUGCAUUAACUCCGAACGGAAAGGAGAGUCGCGUUUGGGAAAAUUAUUCGGCUGUGGGGCUCUUUUCCCGGUGCGAUUUUUAAAGCGGUGUCGGGAAACUUUCCUUUAUUGAUGCUUCAAAUUUUUCCAUGGGCUUUCAUCCAAUAGCCGCUCUUCUUCGAUCCUUCCUUCUUUCUCUCUCUACUCUAUAUAAAGUGAAAAUUAAACCAUACUCGUGACUACUGUUUUUUCAAAGUCAAAACCCUAGCCUCCUCCUUCCCCUCUUUUUCUAGAUUUGUUCGUGAAAUCAGAGCUGUCAAGUCAUAUCAAAGCUUUCUCUCUCUCUACGGUUUCUCAGUCAAAAAACAAAUCAAAGGAUAUAUUGCAAAAGCUGAGCUAUAUCUUCAGUUCAUACAGUUGGCGGUGAUUAGUGAUUUGCUAGCUUUAGCACGUAGCUCUGAGUCGACUCAGUAGCACUCGGUUGCGUUUUCCUUCUCGAGCCGACUCGGUGGAAAGUUAAAAGCUCCGAAUCAAGGAUUUUCAGUUUCGGAGGCGCCGAUUAAGAAGAGGAAUGAAUCGCGAAGCUUCUUCAUCGUCGUCAUCAUUUAGCCGGCGGAGAUUUGCUUCACUUACGGCGGUGUUAGCGGCGGCGUUUUUGCUGCUAAUCGUUGGAAUCUAUACAGAUGACGGUUUAAUGGAGAUUAAUCCAAGUUUAUCCCACAAGAGGAGCUCAGUAACUGCCCAGAAUAAUACCCUCUCUCUAACCCAUCGGAAGCUGCUUAACACUGAAGCAAGCAAAGAAGAAGUGGGUGUGGAGCCAAACAGAAUAUGGAGUGACAGGUGUUCAAAAUCUGACAUACUGAUAAGCCAGGGCCCCACCGCGCCGCUGCCGAACGGUAUCCCGACUUACACGGUGGAGAUUAUGAACGUCUGCGUCUCCGGCUGCGAUAUCUCAGCCAUCCACCUCAGCUGCGGCUGGUUCAGCUCGGCUCGGCUGGUCAACCCACGGGUCUUCAAACGUGUGCACUUUGACGACUGCCUGGUCAACGACGGGAAGCCGCUGGUCAACGGCAAGACGCUAUCGUUCCAGUACGCCAACACCUACCGUUACCCACUCAUCGUCUCCUCCGUUACCUGCUGACGACAAAUUAUAUAUAUAUAUAGACGGCACACGCUAAUUCCACUACAUACUAAUUAACACUAGUUUUUUUUCUAUAUAUAUAUAUAUGUAUACGCAGAGUUGGGGGAGAAGAGGGCAAAAUGGGAAUUUUGAUUUUAUGGUGUGAUGAUGACAGAAGUUUGGAUUAUUACUCUUUUUGUGGAAAGAAAUGAAAGGGAAUUUGUAAAUGGAAUUUGACUAAUUGGAGAUGGAUAUUAGUUUGUUUUUUUGUCCUUAGUGGAAGAUGAGGGGAAAAUGAA